This is a messenger RNA of Cladophialophora psammophila CBS 110553, 1371 nucleotides long. RefSeq lists its product as uncharacterized. NCBI's taxonomy places the organism in Eukaryota, Fungi, Ascomycota, Eurotiomycetes, Chaetothyriales, Herpotrichiellaceae. The record is from RefSeq and is a predicted model, not a curated record. The coding region runs from base 1 to 1371 and encodes 456 amino acids. The transcript is spliced from 5 exons.
AUGUGCUCUCAUCUGUGUCCAGUCAUUGACGAGAGUGACUUUACCACACGAUACAAAUUGCACCAACAUGGUGAUUUGUCUGCCAGAAUUGAGAUGAUACAGCUCCAGGCUAUGAUGUUCACAGCCAUCGCAUAUGCGACGGAGUUCCAGUUAAGGCAGAUGCCGUUCUCAACGGUGUUGGAGGGCCAGACCGCUCUCCUUGAGAAUGUCAAGCAUCUCUACAAUCACGAUCAUUCUGUCGGCCACGUCACUCGAGCCACAGUAUGUCUGUUAUUGACGUUUUGGAGUCCCUACAAUUCCGACCCAUGUGUCAAUAGCUUCUGGCUCGAUCGGGCUUUUUUCCAUGCCCGAGAAGCCAGGCUCUGGGACCCCCUGACCGACAGUGCAACUCCGUCUUCUCAGCGCAAGGUGAUAUGGUGGUGCUGCUUGGUUAGAGAUCGGAUCAUUGGUAUGGGCCUUCGCAGGCCUCAUCGGCUUCAUACGACUGCACACGAACGCACGUGGCCAAUGGUGACCAUGGCUGAUUUUGGCAGCGAAGUCAUUUGUUCCCAAUACAUGGACCGAAGAUCGAAACAAUUGAGGAUGAGCUCCUUCAUCUGGCUCUGUCACUUGAGCAUUCAGAUCGUGUCUAUCAUCGAAUUUCAGCGAGAGGCGAUGUUUUCAAGAACAUGGCGGACGGGACGUGAGAAUGUCAGCUCUGUAACAAAAAGGAUCGAAAUUGUACUUGACAUCAAGCAUCGACUGGAUGUUCUAGAAUUGCAAUUCGAACUCGAUGGCAACUUAACGCUGCGCGGUGGAGACCCUCAGGUCGAUGUGGUGGCGGUCAAAACGCUGCAGGUGAUGAUCCAAUCGUUGAUUAUAAUGCUAUACCGACCGUUUGUUUCCAUUCACCCACACGACUGUCCAGAAGAAAUUACGUUCCGCUCAAGGUCGGUCCAGAAAAUAGAGCUAGCAGCGGCAAAAGUGGGCGGAAUAUUUCAUACUCUGCUCACACAGAUAUCGAUUGAAGCCAUCCCUCUCGCCAUUGUUGCAUGGAUACACUUUCCUGUUGCAGUCUGCUUGUUCCACAGCUCCGUCGCCAAGGAUCAGAUGCCCCAGCUAGGUGCGCAUCAACGGUCCAGCAUAGUGACCGGUUUUCGGGCUUUAGCAGAGCGACACUCCGGCGCGGCAGCCACUGUCACUGCGAUAUGGACGACAUUAGAGAACCUUCUCGGACGUGAAAGAAGGCAUUCACAAGGGCAUAGCAGUGAUGCAGGCGUCGAUGGCUCACAGCUGACGGUAGAGAAAGAUGCAUCAAGGCUGCAUGCUAUAGGAACAGUAGUCGACCGGAUCCUUGCGUUUGAUCAACGAGAGAUAUUCCUGCGAGAAUAA